AUGAAGUUACUUGUAGCCUUUGGCUUACUCUGCCUUGUGGCAGCAGUGUACUCCAUCGAAUUAGCUGAUGAUGGAAAGGACCUUGUAGCCGCUGCCAGCGGUAAAGGUCACCACCAUGAAGAGGGAGGUGGAAAGGCUCAUCAUGGACACCAUCACCAUGAACACGACCACAAAGGACACAAGGGACAUAAAGGACAUCACCAUCACCACAAAGGCGAUCACAGUGAUCAUGGUAAACAUCAUCAUGGCGGACACCAUCACGAACACGGCGGUGAUCACCAUAAACACUGGGACGAGCACGAUGAUCACGGUCAUCACCACGAGCACGGCCACCACCACAAGGGCGAGAAACAUGGCCACCAUGAACAUCACGAUAAGGGAGAGAAGACCGACGGCUACCACAAGAAAUACCACAAGGACACAUUCCAUAAGGACCACCACUUCUAUGACGGCAAUCAUGAUGAAGGCAAGCACCACAAACAUGGUCAUCAUCACGGACACCAUGAACAUCAUGAUGGCGGUCACAAGAAGGGUCAUCAUCAUCACAGUGGUCAUCACGGUCAUCAUCAUGACAAGCACGGCCAUCACGAUAAGCAUCAUCACGAUGAAGACCACCACGGUCAUAAGGGUCAUCACGGUCAUCAUGAGCAUCAUCACCAUCAUGACGACCAUGGUAAGAAGGGCGGUCAUGACGGCCACAAACAUUGGGGCUUCCACCAUGGCAAGCACUGA
This is a messenger RNA of Colias croceus (clouded yellow), 732 nucleotides long. RefSeq names its product histidine-rich glycoprotein-like. NCBI's taxonomy places the organism in Eukaryota, Metazoa, Arthropoda, Insecta, Lepidoptera, Pieridae. Bases 1 to 732 code for a protein of 243 amino acids. The transcript has a single exon. The record is from RefSeq and is a predicted model, not a curated record.